AUGCCGAUACAUACCUUCACAAGUGUGAUCCAACCAUCGGCACAUACGCAGGAAUGGAAUCGCUUUCGGUGGUACGCUUCUUGCGUAGUCCGUGUUCGCGCCAUCAUCGACCACAACGCCCUCGAGCUGUGGUCGGACAGAGGGGGCCCUCCUCUGCUUCCUAGUCUGCAGAGCGCACGUUUUCGCUUCGAUCCCCGCUGCGUCCAGCGCAUGCUGCGCUUGCUUUCGGCCCCCAUGCGCGACCUCACCCUCGACUUCGACUCGCCCAGCCACAGGGCUUGGGACGGCUCGCGAAUGAGCACGGCAGACAUCUUGUCCAACAUGGCCACACGGUCCCCCGACGUCGAGGUUCUGAACCUCACGUUCAGAACGUACCCGCAGGACGUGUGUCCAGUUCUUCCCAAAUUCUCGUGCCUCCGGGUCCUCGUCGUCACCGGAUGGAUGACGCCUUCGCUGCACAAAGCCAUCGAGGCCCUCAACCAUCUCGAGACCCUCUAUGUCAAGCUGUACUGGGCACGCGCGGAGGCAGGCAUGGAAAGCCUGCAAGUCCGCCGCUACGUCUCGGUGAAGACGAUCGUCAUCCUCACGCUCUCCGAGCCGCUCAUCUCCGCGUUCCGAUCCACCGAGUUCCCCAUGCUCGAAUGCGCGCGCCUCGAGGUGUGGCCGCACUCGAGCGACGCCACGGAAGGGCUCACCCAAGCCAUGGAGAACCUGCGCAACCACGCCUCGCGGCUGCGCAGCUUCUACCUCACCGCACGCUCUGCGACGGCGCACGGCGACCGGCCGCCGCCCCAGCUGACGACCGUCAUCGGGCCGCUCCUGCGCAUCCCGAUCAUGGAGAGCCUGUCCAUCACGCUCGAGGACAACUACAGCUUCGCGCUCACGCGGGACGACAUCCUCGCCUUCCCCGCCGCAUGGCCACAUAUCACCACGCUCUGUCUCGCGCACGCGCCGCUCGCCACGUCUAGCCCGCCUCCGUCCAUCAGGGUGUUCUUCGAGCUCAUCGCGGCGUGCCCUCGCCUCGAGACGCUCGUUCUCUGCGCGCGAUUCGACUGCGGGGGGCGCGGCGAGUGGCAGGACGUGUCUGUCUCGCCGCAUGCCACACUGCGCGGCCUCUUCCUUGGGCUCUUGCUGGAGACGGGCUCGUACAACCCGGAGCGGACGUGGCGUGCGCUUGCUGCCGCGGUCGAUCGCGCGGUGCCGUGGAUGGACCUGGACCGCAGACUCGUCAGGGCUGAGGUUGUCGGGGCGCAGGCGGUGGAGACAUGGCGCGGGGUGGUAGGGCAUAUUCGGGAUCUCCGGAGUGAGAGUGCUGUGCACGCCCCCAGUUCCCCCGGAUGGUGA
Molecule: messenger RNA, 1344 nt
Organism: Trametes versicolor FP-101664 SS1
Lineage: Eukaryota; Fungi; Basidiomycota; Agaricomycetes; Polyporales; Polyporaceae
Exons: 2
Coding region: 1-1344 (447 amino acids)
Source: RefSeq, a predicted model, not a curated record